AUGUACGAAGACACAGACUAUAGUGAUAACAGCAGUGAUUAUCACUUAGAGUUGACUUCAACUGACCCAGUGAGAAGGACCCUUUCAAUGGCUCUGAUUCAGAUUUUUGUGUUGCCCUUUGUCUUCAUCAACUUUCUCAUGUUCUUUGCAUUCUGCAGGAAAGAAACACUCAGGGCAGAGACACGGUAUAUACUGUUUGCUCAGACAGUGCUGAGCGACUUAAUCUUCCUUCUACUGACAGAUUUUGUAGUGGUUCUCUCACAUAAUAUUGCACUGAUGCCAAUGGGAUUUUGCAUCCCGCUAUGCAUGAUGAUUGAAAUGGUCACAAACUGUACUCCAUUAACCAUCACUGCUAUGUGUGUGGAGCGUUAUGUGGCCAUCUGCAUGCCACUCAGACAUGAUGCUAUUUCCACCACCAGCAGGACAAUGAUUUUGAUCCUUGUCAUUUGGAUUAUAAGUUCUAUAAAUCCAGUUGUGGAUGUCUUUAUUCUCGUUGCCACCUCUUCACAGGAGUAUCUGACUCAGCUCACCCUUUGCCACUAUGAAAUAAUGACACCAGAGCACUGGCAUCGCCACAUGAGGGGAAUUUUUUACAUUUGUGCUUUAGUGAUCAUUUUCCUUGUUGAAGUCUAUUGUUUUGUGAUGAUUACAUUAGCUGCACAGGCUGCCUCUGGUGGCAACAAAAAGUCAGCAUCAAAAGGACAACGAACCCUUGCACUGCAUCUCCUUCAGCUUUGUUUGUGUUCGUUAGAAGCAAUAUGUCCCUACAUUGAGGCCUUUGUUAUAGAGAUGGACAUUGACCUGUACUUGACAGUUCGCCUUUUCAAUUUUAUUGUGUUCAGUGUUGUCUCUAGGGCAGUGAGUCCACUUCUUUAUGGUCUGAAAGAUGAGAAGUUUUGUGCAGUGUUGGUUUACUAUAUCUGCUGUAAAAUGAAUCCUGGCUCCUCUGUAAAACAAAAAUAA
Molecule: messenger RNA, 963 nt
Organism: Chanos chanos (milkfish)
Lineage: Eukaryota; Metazoa; Chordata; Actinopteri; Gonorynchiformes; Chanidae
Product: odorant receptor 131-2-like
Exons: 1
Coding region: 1-963 (320 amino acids)
Biological process (GO): G protein-coupled receptor signaling pathway; detection of chemical stimulus involved in sensory perception of smell
Cellular component (GO): membrane
Molecular function (GO): olfactory receptor activity; G protein-coupled receptor activity; odorant binding
Source: RefSeq, a predicted model, not a curated record